AUGGCAGCUUGCUCCACUGUUGCUCCACCAUCCACCUCUUUCAUCAGCAACAAGAAAGAUUUGGGUCUCUCUGCUUUCUCUUCCGCAUCGCCGCUUUCCAGUCAGAAAUGCAAGAGAACAUCCAAGACAAUCUGUUCGGUCACUGCACCAAAACAAUCAGAGCGCAAACCUGCCACUACUGGCUCGGUCAAGACGGGAAUGACGAUGACUGAGAAGAUAUUUGCUAGAGCUUCUGAGAAAACCCAGUUGAGCCCUGGUGAGAAUGUUUGGGUUAACGUCGAUGUUUUGAUGACACAUGAUGUUUGUGGCCCUGGUUCCUUUGGGAUCUUCAAGAAAGAGUUCGGCCAGAACGCCAAGGUUUGGGACCGUGAAAAGAUUGUAAUUAUACCUGACCAUUAUAUAUUUACAAGUGAUGAACGUGCGAAUCGUAAUGUGGAUAUUUUGAGGGAUUUCUGCACAGAACAAAACAUCAAGUACUUCUAUGAUAUCAAGGAUCUGAGUAAUUUUAAGGCUAACCCUGAUUAUAAGGGUGUGUGCCAUGUUGCUCUUGCUCAAGAAGGCCAUUGCAGGCCUGGAGAGGUCCUACUGGGUACAGAUUCUCACACCUGUACUGCGGGAGCUUUUGGACAAUUUGCUACUGGAAUCGGGAACACUGAUGCAGGUUUUGUGUUGGGCACUGGGAAGCUCCUGCUCAAGGUACCUCCAACAUUGAGAUUUGUGAUGGAUGGUGAAAUGCCUGACUAUUUGCUUGCCAAAGAUUUGAUUCUGCAAAUUAUUGGUGAAAUAUCUGUUUCUGGGGCAACAUAUAAAGCUAUGGAGUUUGUUGGCAGCACUGUUGAAAGCUUAUCUAUGGAAGAAAGGAUGACAUUAUGCAACAUGGUUGUUGAGGCUGGGGGCAGGCCCAAGGCUGAGUUUAGAAUCAGUAGAAUGGGGUUGGGAGCAAGCCUUACAUUAGAGCCAUGCAUGGGGUUUUGCUUUUAUCUUGUUACAGAGGAUAAGACUUCUGUACCCUAUGAACCUGUAUACAGUGAUGACAAAGCAAGAUUUCUGUCUGAGUACAGAUUUGAUAUCUCAAAACUAGAGCCAUUGGUGGCAAAGCCUCAUUCUCCUGAUAAUCGUGCUUUGGCAAGAGAAUGCAAAGAUGUGAAAAUUGACAGAGUAUAUAUUGGUUCUUGUACUGGUGGAAAAACAGAGGAUUUUAUGGCUGCAGCUAAAGUUUUUCUAGCAUCAGGCAAAAAGGUCAAAGUGCCAACAUUUCUUGUGCCUGCUACCCAAAAGGUUUGGAUGGACGUGUAUAGUCUUCCAGUACCAGGAUCUGGUGGCAAGACUUGCUCACAGAUAUUUGAGGAAGCUGGAUGUGACACGCCUGCGAGUCCCAGUUGCGGUGCUUGCUUAGGUGGUCCUAAAGACACCUAUGCUCGCUUGAAUGAACCUAAGGUAUGUGUCUCAACAACAAACAGGAACUUCCCUGGCCGAAUGGGCCACAAGGAAGGCGAGAUAUAUCUUGCUUCCCCCUACACGGCUGCUGCAUCUGCUUUGACCGGUUAUGUCACCGACCCGAGAGAGUUUUUGCAGUAG
Prunus armeniaca (apricot) is the source of this 1578-nucleotide messenger RNA. The record is from the annotation of a GenBank genome assembly. Lineage: Eukaryota; Viridiplantae; Streptophyta; Magnoliopsida; Rosales; Rosaceae.